Molecule: messenger RNA, 684 nt
Organism: Ochotona princeps (American pika)
Lineage: Eukaryota; Metazoa; Chordata; Mammalia; Lagomorpha; Ochotonidae
Gene: TMEM42
Product: transmembrane protein 42
Exons: 3
Coding region: 31-507 (158 amino acids)
Source: RefSeq, a predicted model, not a curated record
CGUGCCGCGAGCAAAGUGGCGACCGGCACCAUGGCCGAGAAGCCGCGGUCCCCGGGCGGCACCGUGGCGGCCGCCGCCUACCCCGACAGCCCCGCCGAGUUCCCCCCGUACCUCCAGGCGGGCGCGAUGCGGCGCCGCUUCUGGGGCGUGCUCAACUGCCUGUGCGCCGGCGCGUUCGGGGCCUUGGCCGCCGCCUCCGCCAAGCUGGCCUUCGGCAGCGAGGUGAACAUGGUGACAUGCAUCCUAGGCAUUAUGGUGAUGGCGACCACCAACUCCCUGAUGUGGACCUUCUUUAGCCGCGGCCUCAGCUUCUCCAUGUCUUCAGCCAUCGCCUCUGUCACCGUGACUUUCUCAAACAUCCUCAGCUCAGCCUUCCUGGGCUACGUGCUGUACGGAGAGUGUCAGGAGGUCCUGUGGUGGGGCGGCGUGUUCCUCAUCCUCUGCGGGCUCACGCUCAUCCACAGGAACCUGCCCACCUGGAAGGACCUGCCACACAAGCAGCAGUAGCGCCAGGCAGGGCUCCUCCUGGGAGGGAUGUCCUGGAUCUACAAGUGGCCCGAUCAUCCGCCAUGGGGAGGUACCAGGCAUGGGGCCCGGCUUGGGACCCACUGUGCAGCCUGCAGGGGCCCAGCGCCAGCCCCAGGCAGGAGGAGACCCAACUGCAGGUGUGUUAUGCCCGCGAUG